Salvelinus sp. IW2-2015 is the source of this 2973-nucleotide messenger RNA. Its product is annotated as RNA-binding motif, single-stranded-interacting protein 1-like. Gene Ontology annotation, cellular component: cytoplasm; ribonucleoprotein complex; nucleus. The record is from RefSeq and is a predicted model, not a curated record. Gene Ontology annotation, molecular function: mRNA binding. NCBI's taxonomy places the organism in Eukaryota, Metazoa, Chordata, Actinopteri, Salmoniformes, Salmonidae.
CAAACGUAGUGCCCUAUAUAGGGAAUAGAGGGCAUUUUGGGACACAGACAGAGAGUAGGAAUUAUUCAAGGGAUAUGACUGCCGUGCCUGAAACUGAAAUUGAUGCCAAUAAAGAGACGGAGUUGAAAUGUUUGAGAUCUUUUUUCCAGGUGUGUCAAGGUUGUUCUUAAGUGCCAUUAACACGUCAAUGCUUCCUGUCUUUUAUCACCAUGCAGCAACAAGAACAAGACCCAACCAACCUGUAUAUCUCCAACCUGCCGCUAUCAAUGGACGAGCAGGAGCUUGAGACCAUGCUCAAGCCCUUUGGCCAGGUCAUCUCUACCCGAAUACUGAGGGACUCCAAUGGAACCAGUAGAGGAGUGGGCUUUGCAAGGAUGGAGUCGACAGAGAAAUGUGAUUCCGUUAUCUCUCACUUCAACGGGAAGUUUAUUAAGACACCACCUGGAGUUACUGUGCCACCGGAGCCCUUACUGUGUAAGUUUGCUGACGGCGGGCAGAAAAAGAGGCAAAGCCAGUAUACAUUUUUGCAGAAUAGCCGUGCGUGGGCUAGAGACGGCGAUGCUAGACUGGCUGGAAUGACCCUCACGUACGACACCACAGCGGCUAUGCAAAACGGAUUUUAUGCGUCUCCAUACAGCAUCGGAAACAGGAUGAUUGCUCAAACGUCCAUGUCUCCAUAUCUCUCACCUAUCUCCACGUACCAGGUACAGAAUCCCUCCUGGGUUACUCACCAGCCCUACAUCAUGCAGCACCCAGGAGCGGUGAUAUCGCCCUCUAUGGACCAUACUAUGUCACUACAGCCUACAUCCAUGAUGAGCCCUCUCACUCAGCAGAUGAGUCAUCUCUCCAUGGGUAGCACAGGAACGUACAUGGCUGCCAACUCUAUGCAAGGAGCCUAUAUUCCCCAGUACACACACAUGCAGACCACAAAUGUUCCAGUGGAGGACAACAGUCAGCAACAACAGGUGGAGUCAUCCGGUGAUCAUUCCCCUUACACCUACCAACAAACCAAGUAAUACGGAGGUGUGGUAGGAGCCCAGAAGACAGAGUGGGAUGACAGUUGAAACAAUCAUGGCUGCUUCUGGUGAUGGAUUGUGCGUUAAGGAUUUAUCCCCAUUUUGUACAGAUUCUGCAAUGAUUUACUUUUGUUUGUGAUAAGAAAAAUAAGUGAGACAAUUUUGGUAUAAGUCCCAUGAGGUGCAAAUAAGUGAUUAAUUUCAUCAAAGGGUUCAAAUUCACAAAAAAAAAAAGAAAAAGUAGUUGUAUUUUACUAAGGAAAGAACAUUUAUUUUUUACCAAGAAUUGUCACAUGGAUGCAAGAACCUAUAGAGGAUCAUGUGACUUGUUGUUUAUGGUGCAUGAUAGUAAAGAUGUCUUUUGUUAAUAUUUUUUUAUAAUUGAGUUUUUCCUCUUUAUUUUGUACUGAAAUAGAAUUUUUGGAAGUUUUAUUAUUUAUCUUGAAAAUGAUGUUUUGUGCUUGCUGUGUGAGUGUUGCUAUGGUGACGUGUUAAAUGUUUCUUAUUGUAAAGUGAUUUAUCUUAGUGGUCUAGAUUGAUCUUUCCAUCUAGACCACAGUAGCUGUAUAGGCAACCUCCUAGGCUAGAAAUGAGGAAGUCACGGUGAGAGCUAUUGCCUUGUAAAUCAGCGAAAUAGGGCUUUUCCUUUGGAUAUAGCAAAAUAAAUCUGCUGUGCUUAAAUGUUCUUGCUUUUCCCCUCUGAAAACGAAUCUGAAGUAGAAGUUUUUGAGAAAAAAAUGUUUAGAGUGAAAUUACCCUCUAAAUCUGAUUAUGUUUUAAUAGGAUGUAAUGUUUGUAUAAUCACAGGGCCUUAAAUGUCUCUGGUUGUUUGAAUGUGCUAGAAAUUCUGUUGAAUUAUCACAUUUUGAAUCUUGCCUUUUUUUGAUUACUUGGUGUUGUAGAUUAGCCUAAAAUGAGCUUCUUGGGGUGGGGAUGGAAUAAGGGAGGGCGUGGUUGUGUCUUUUGGGGGAUGUUGUUGUUCUUUUUCACUUUCAGUUGAAAUGUAAAGAGGCAAACUUCGAUUUAUCAAAGCCUUCCAGUGCAACUUACGGCAAACAUUUAAUGGAGUUUUAGUUGGGGAAAAACUGAGAUGAAUAUGUAGAUUUUAUUGCACCCAGCUCUUUGAUAGGAAACAAACAAGCUCGGCACUUUCAAUUAUGAUUUACUUCACCAAAGAACUGUGAGCUAGUAAAUUGAGGAAAUAGUUAAAUUUCUCUCUCUAACCAGGAUGUAAUUGACUUUUUGCCAGACUAGAUUGCAGUUUGGAGAAUGUGCCUUUUUUGUACAUGUACAUUCAGUUGUCAUACGUUUUAUGGGAAAAUAUGGACACAAACAAGCAUGAAGGACGAUUUGGAUCCAACAAGUGCCACACACUGAUUUCGUCACUACAGAAAAAUGGAAAAUGCAAUGUUAUAAAAUGAAUAAACCAGGAAAGAAGACAGUUUGAAACUAUGAAAUUACAAAAAAUACAAUAAUAGUUUGUUUUGCCAUUGUGCAACAGAAUGUUAUUGCUAAAGUUUGAUAAUUUUUUAUCAUAGUAGAUUUGAACAGGCUUUAUGAUUAAGUUGUCUUCCAGAAGCCUGUGUUCUGGCCAAUAGAUGGUAUGUUCUGGCCUGAUGGUCAGACAGACCGACCAGUUAUCUACCUCAGAGUUUACUUUCUCCUCUGUAUUGAGCCGGGUUAGCAGGUCCAGCCCGCCCUUUCAGACCAAACGCCAUGCUCAGGAGCUGGCAGUAUACACUUGUUUCCUUUCAGGUUGUUUUUAAUACUUUUUGAUUUUCUUCACAAUAAUUGUUUUAUUUUUUAUGACGUAUUAUUGUAAUCAUUCAGAGGAAAAUUGUGCGUUGAGCGUGUUUUAGUUGUGUUCAGAUAUUCAGUUUCAUAGUUUCAAAAGUAGAACUGCUGCUUUCAUCACAAUUCCAGAUUCCAGAGGCUAAUAAAAGUGGUUGAAGAUAAA